Messenger RNA from Scedosporium apiospermum, 4011 nucleotides. RefSeq lists its product as uncharacterized. The transcript has 2 exons. The record is from RefSeq and is a predicted model, not a curated record. Lineage: Eukaryota; Fungi; Ascomycota; Sordariomycetes; Microascales; Microascaceae. Bases 1 to 4011 code for a protein of 1336 amino acids.
AUGUGGCGACCGUCAUCGACGAAGCCCCGGGGCAUCUCGGCGUACGAGUACAACACUCGGUAUAACCUCCAGCCCACGGAAGAUCAAGAAGAAGCCAGAGAUGUCGCGGAGCGCAAGGGGUACUCAACGGCGUUCAAGAAGAGGCCCGACUACAAGCCGACGGCUCUACGAUGGUACUUUAUAGUUCUCCAGAUCAUCCUGCUCUGUGUGAUGAUUGCCAUCGUUGCAUAUUGCCGCGCUAAGAUGCCAGACUCGGACAAUACUGCCACAAUAGAGGAGAGGUCCCUAAAUCUCGACUGGGAGGCUAAAGGAGGUCUGGGUAUGGGGGUGUUCAAGCGUCAUGAGGAACCGGCGCAAAUGACAGGUGUGGACGGUCUUGUCAUUCCACCGCAUGGAGUAAGAGCUUUUGCUGGGCCAACUCCCGUCCUAGCAGCAAGGGAAACCUCACCGACAGUUGCACCGACGGCUGCACCCUCUGCUACGCCCUCCUACAGCCCUAGUUUCUUCAUUGCCGACAUCAUCACCAUCAUGAAACCGUCGUACAUUCAAUCUCUCAUCGAAGAUUCUAGCACACUUGUGUCGCAAGCCGAGCAAGAAAAGAAUGGCAUCGAAAUCGACACCGAGAUCCCCCUGGUUCCCUGUGGCACAUCGACCGUCUGUACCACGACCAUCACAAGAAAAGUUAUCACCACUCUCAUCAUCCCAGCAACGACCGAGGUCUUCACAAUCACGAUGGGAGCGACAACCAUCUAUCACAUAACAGAGGUGGAGGAAACCGUUACCCAGCCAGACGUCGUCUUCACUACGGAUGUUGUUACCGAAAUCGAAGAUGUGAGCGAGGUCGUGGAGACUACCGUUUUCACACUAGGAAAGCCACCGCUUCCGGGAGAUGGAUCGUUCCCGGGCAACUCCACUCGGCCUCCGGCCCCACCGCAGCUGACUACGCAGACAAGGACGAGUUCCCAAACGAUCACACAGACAGUUACGACGCCCUCUGUUGGAACAUCCGCUGGCACCACCGGCGUCAUCACUAAGACCCUCACCGAGACGGAGGUGAUCCCCAAAGAGGCUCUAGCCACAAGAACCGGGGAAGAGCAAACGUACUUCCAGCUUGGAGAGACGACUAUCGAAGUUACAUACACACCUCCACCCCAGGAGAGAGUUGCUGGCGUUGCGGAGCCCCCAGUUACACAGAUAAUUACCACGGUAGACCCUGGAAAGACGGUGGUAGACGUGGUUCAGGACCAGCCGUUCCAGGUCGUAGUUAACGACAACAAUGAAGUGAAGACGGUCGUGGUUGGCGCGCAAGUUGAUCAGGUGGUCCAGCAGGUAGGGGGCGACGUGACCAAUAUGGUGGUUGUCGUCACACCGGUACCGGUUGGGGUUGGUCGUGCUGGUUCUAACGGCAAGAGUGGGUCCAAUAAUCCGGGGCAGGCCGGUCAGUUUGGCAAUCCUGGAGACGGAUCUGGGAAUGUCCAGAAUUUCGGAGAUCCGGAUCGAGGAGGCUCCAACUCUGGGCAAGGCAAUUCCAAUUCUGGACAAGGAAAUUCCAAUUCUGGACAAGGAAAUUCCAAUUCUGGGCAGGGAAAUUCAAACUCCGAGCAGGGACAUUCAAACUCUGGGCAAGGAAAUUCCAAUUCUGGCCAAGGAAACUCUAACUCUGGGCAAGGAGGGUCACGGCCGGGUCUAUCAGGUUCGGUCGCAGGUCAAGGAGGAUCUGAUAAUUCCGGGCAGGACGGUUCCAGACUCGGCCAGGGAGGUUCAGAUAAUCUAGGACAGGGAGGCUCUAGACCUGGACAAAGCGGUUCUGGCAAUUCUGGCCAAGGAGGCUCUAGUGCUGGACAGGGAGGAUCGGAUAACCUAGGUCAGGGUAACUCAGGUCAGGGUAACUCGGGUCAGGGUAACUCGGGUCAGGGAGGCUCUAGACCCGGACAAGGAGGGGCAAGGCCCGGACAAGACGGAUCUGGAUCUGACCAGCAAGACUUUGGUGACGACUCUGGCUUUGAUGGAGGAUUCGCCCCUAUAUCCUUGACAGUGGUAUCCCAUGUCGGUGGGCAACUUACAGUUUUCACGACCCAAGACUCACCACAGACUAUCGUGACAACGAACCCGGACGGGUCUCCAACGACGAUCAUCACGACGCCGCCGCCGAGAGUCGCCACGUCGACGAUAGGCGGAUCUCUUACGACGUUCGAAAUUGUGACAACACCAACAGCUUCGGAUUUGCUCUCCUUUACUGUUGUCAGUACCAUUGGUGGCACCCUAAGCACGAUACUCACGACCAAAGAGCCGACUACUUAUGUCACUACCCUCUCUGGGACCCCGACGACCAUUACUUCCACGCCGUCCGCCCGCACAGUGACCUCAACUAUGAAGGCGACCACCAGGACGAUAGUAUCGGUAACUACGCCGACCCCGACGGAUGAGCCGCCACAAACAGAAACAAAAGUGUACAAUGUCGAUGCAGCCAAAUACUUCCUGGGAAAGUUCCUCCCUGCGCUUCUCGCCAUCAUCCUGGCUAUUCCGUUGAGAAUCAUCGAUUUAAACGCCAAAUUAUAUCAGCCAUUCUACACUUUGAACCAGGAGCGUGGUGCACUGGGACCGGAUUCGAUGACGCUUCAUUUUAACGGUUUCAAGGCUUUGACCAAGCCGUUUGAGAUGCUCUUCCAAGGCCACCCUAUGACAUUCCUCACCUCUAUUAUAUUAUGGGGAUCUUCCCUCAUGGUGCCCCUUGCAACCGAAGCCAUAGGACUUAAGAUCCAUGGCAAAUGCACGAUCAACAGCAUUGUAGGAUGUGGCCUCGAACUCGGAGUAUCCCCCGGCCCAACCCACGCGCUUCUGGCCCUGUUGGCCCUAAUAGUCACCUUCCUCCUCGUUCUCCUCUUUAUCACCCGGAAUUACGAAAGCGGGCUUUUCGCGAACCCGUGGAAUCUGGCAGGCAUCGCAUCUUUGGCAAGAUGCCGCGAUGUCCGAAUCCAUAGCUCGAAGAAGGAAACUAUUAGAAAGGAAAUUACCGAAAGACGCUAUGGGUUCGGAUUCUUCCGAAACGGCGAAAACAGAGACGAGUACGGCAUCGUGCUGCUCGAUGAUUCGGGCCAAAACCUUAGACAGGAUAGGGACAAUGACGCGACCAUUGAUAACCAUUCCGAUUCUGAGGAAGACGACCACGUGUACGAUGCUCCUGCUGGUCCCGCGAGACGUCGGAGCAGCUCGCUCUCGACGGAGAAUCAGCGGACCUCGGUCCCUUUUCUGGCGUUGACCUACCCCUGGAGGAUUAUUUUCAUCUUGUUUCUAUUGGGACUUUUUAUCGUCAUUUUGUAUUACCACGUCAAGGUCAUGGACCAAUCGGACCCCGGGCUCCGGAGCUUCAUGAACAGUCGCAAGUUUGGCGCUCGGUUCCUCUUUGCCGGCUUCGGUGUCAUCAUAACCUUGGCGUGGUUUGCCUUCUUCGUCAGUGUCGCCAUCAUAACGCCAUAUCAGCUAAUGGCAGAAAGUCCCCAGCCCCCCGAACGCAGCAUCCUGCUAUCGAGACCGUCGCAUGGGAUUUACGGGAUCUACGCCGCGAUCAAAGAGACCAAUAUAUUCCUCGUAUUGGUGUCCUUUAUAGCUAUUCUCGUCGAGUUCCUUCCGCUGCUCCUGGCAAACGUUCCUUUCAACUUGACGCAGACGAAGCUCACGCAUGACAUAUGCGCGCGGCUCUCGCUUGUAAUAUUAGCAAUUAUGAUAGGGACGCUGGUGGCUUCUUUCUUCAUCAAGUGGCCCAAGAUGCCGGUUGACCCCAGGAGCCUGGCUGGGGCGAUGUACUACGUCUCGGGCUCGGAUAUCCUGUUGAGUAGGGUUGAAGGGGGGGCGAAGAUGGAUGGGGAAGAGAGGGAACGAAGAGUUAAGGAGUACGGAGGGCGGUAUUAUUAUGGAAAUAUCGGUGCGAAGGGUAGGGUUGGAGUCGAGGCAGACGAAGGGGCAGGGAUCGGGGAUGACGUUGAGACAGCUUACCAUGGACAUCGCAUUUAG